AAAAACUGUCACAAGUUCACUCAACAUCGAUGAGUCAACCAGUAAAGUUCUAACAAUAAGUACUCCUUAAAUACAUAAUUAUCCCUGAAAUCUUGAAACCACGUCACAAAUUAGCCAUGUCUCUCCUCAAACGUACAAAUCCUUACUGGAUUCCUCCCAGGCUUGUCGUCAAAGGCGCAGCUCUAAGUCAAAUGAUCACUUCCUUUGUCGCCAUGCUCUGGGCAGCAUUUAUUUACAUCACUGGAGAACGCGACAAUGGUCAUAUUAUCAUCGAUGAGGAUUUCGUUGAUGACGAAGUUGAAGGAAAAAUUAAGGGGAUCGACAUUUAUCAGACAACAGUACCUGAGGUGUUAGUAUUUUGCCUCAUUGUACUCCACGGCCUGGUCACCGUCUUCAACGCCAGAUUGUACAAAGCCGUUAAUACAAAAAAUCUGCAAAAUUUGUACCGCUCCUGGAUAACUUUGUGCUGUGUGGGCUUAAUGAAUUUCGUUGGCCGUGUCGCUGCCCACUGCGGAAACGAGCAGGCCAUCCAAUUUGAAGAGGCAAUGUUCAGCAAUUCUACAUUUCUCGCUCAUCUGUACACAACCUGGGCGGUGUUCCGAGUCAUCGAAGAGGUCAAAGGGCUGGAUGGGAGGAGACGAUCAGACAAAUGUUUCGUAAAUAAGAAGAGAGUUCACAAAGGGGCGAGAAAACGUUAUAAAUUUGGUGCAAUAAUUUUCGUUGGGGUGAUUUUUAGCAAUAAUUUUUUGGAGAGUUAUUUAUUUCAUUAACUUUUUUUUUACACAUUUUUCAACAUGGUUUUAAAUUUUAACGAGUUGAAACUUGCAAAAUGUACAUCAUCGUGAAUUUGACAUAAUUUUAUAAUGCGUAAUUACUUACUAGAAUUUUUUAAUUUUAUGAAUAAAAAUCGAUCAAUUCAUUCGAUCGAACUUACAUA
Molecule: messenger RNA, 937 nt
Organism: Folsomia candida
Lineage: Eukaryota; Metazoa; Arthropoda; Collembola; Entomobryomorpha; Isotomidae
Exons: 4
Coding region: 117-770 (217 amino acids)
Source: RefSeq, a predicted model, not a curated record